CCUGACGUCAGGAGGAAGGCGUGUGUGAGUGAGUGAGGGGCCUGAGGUGCCGCAUGCUCACACACACACAUACACACACAGAGUCAUACACACAGCACGUCUCCCAGACCCGUCCCCUGCUCGCCAGCUCCCAGCUCCAGAGAGAGGCGGGGUGCUGAAGCCGGCUGCAGGAGGCAGUGCCCGACCGCCGCUGCCAGGGAGAGACGGAGCCUGUGGCUGGUGAGGCCGCCGAGCAGGGCCAGGCCGGGCCCUGCCCGCAAGGACGCCCAAGCCCUUUGCCGGCCCCUGCGCCGGGGAGCCCGCCAGGCUCUCCUGCUGGCACUGCCAUGACUUCGGAGCCCACAUCGCCCCCGGUCGUGCCCCCACUCCACUCUCCCAAGUCCCCUGUCUGGCCCACCUUCCCCUUCCACCGGGAGGGCAGCAGGGUCUGGGAGAGGGGCAGUGUCUCAUCUCGGGACCUGCCCAGUCCCCUGCCCACCAAACGGACCAGGACAUAUUCAGCGACAGCCCGUGCCUCGGCUGGCCCCGUGUUCAAGGGCGUCUGCAAGCAGUUCUCACGCUCACAGGGCCACGGCUUCAUCACCCCCGAGAACGGGUCCGAGGACAUCUUCGUGCACGUGUCUGACAUCGAGGGGGAGUACGUGCCAGUGGAAGGCGACGAGGUGACCUACAAGAUGUGCCCCAUCCCGCCCAAGAACCAGAAGUUCCAGGCCGUGGAGGUGGUGCUUACCCAGCUGGCCCCACACACUCCCCACGAGACGUGGUCGGGCCAGGUCGUGGGCUCCUAGGCUGGGUGGCUCACGUGCCGGCCGCCGGGUUGGGGGAGCCACAUAGGGAGGACAAGUGGCAGCUGGCUCUGUGCCCCACUGCACUGGCUAACCCAGUGGCCUCAGUGUGCACAUCUGUCUGUCUGUCUGUGCUUGUGGCCGUGAGCAUGUGCCUCCAUCCACCCCAUGACCUGUGACUGUUGUGUGAGCUGGACUGACGGGGAGGCCACUAGACCCGCCUUCUCGGGUUGUCUGCUCUCCAUCCUUCCCCCUACCACACACCACAGGACCCUCUCACCUCCUGCCCACCCAUCCACAUGUCCACUGAGCCUCUGAUGCCUGCAUCAGGCCUGGGGCUGGGAGGCAGGGGGCACCAGUGGGUCCCCUGCCUGUACAAGCUUGCCCCGCCGCCUCGGCCCCAGACCUGGCCUGGGGACCAGACUCUGCUUGUGCUCCUUACACCUCCCACUCUGGGCCAGGUCUCCCACUGUGGCCUGGACCCCCUACCCCAGAAGCCAGGCCAGUGAGGGCUUUGGGGUGGCCUCCUAGCCUUUGGCAGGGGAAGAGGGCAAAAUGUGGAGGCAGACAGACCCCUCCCCGCUCCAUGGCCCAGUCUUCCUCCUCUCCUCUCAGCACACAGGAGAGGCAGGAAGAGGGGCCUGGGGGCAGAAGGCAGUUUGGGGACUCCAGUUUUGCCGGCCACAGUCCCUCCUCCUUGGCCUGGCAAUGGCUCUGUGAACCCCAAACUGAGGCCAUGUCCCCUUCCCUGGGCUGUGCUGCCUCCACCAGAGGGUUGGAGCCCGUCUCCCCCAGCCUGGAUGGAGCCAUCUCCUUUGCUGACUCAGACCCCACUGAUGCUCUGCCAGUACUCAGCCACAACGGCUGCUGAGGCCCCAGUGAUGGAUGGACACACAGCCAGGCAAGGGCACUCACAAGGACGGCUCUCAGUUUGGGAGCCCACCAGCCCUGCAGCCCCUUUGCUGGACCCUCUUCUCAAAGCUGCGAGAUUGCGGCUCCCACUGGCCCCCAACAGGCCAGUGGCUGAGGUGUGGUCCCUAUCUUGUCUGUCCCUUAAGAUGUGUGUGUGUGUGUGUCUCUGUCUGCAUUCACUCUUGGGUGGGGGGUUGGCCUAGCCUGGGAGGCCAGGAAGGAGGGCCAGCGUCUAGCCCCUCUGAACCACCAUACUCCCUUCCAUAGAACGCAUCACCUGACAGGGGGAGAAACGAGGUUGAAGAGAGGGCCUGCCAGGGACAGUGACCCUUAGGUGACCCAGUCUGUGAGUAAAACUGGGGGCUCAGAUGCCCAGGAUGAGGAGAUCACUGACUGUCAGGAGGAUCCCUGGCUCUGUAGGUGCCCCAAGGUCCCAGGUAGAGAUCAGCUGUGCAUCAGAUGUACAUCCCACCCCUGCCCCAGUCCCCGACCAGAGGCUGGGAGCCCAGAGUUGCUGAGAUGUGCUGACCAGCCCCCCAAAACUGAGAAUGGCCCAGCCUGAUGCCCCACUCUGGGCUGGGUCUACUCCAGUAAGGCCUGAGGGCUUUCCCCUGAGGACCCCCUGGCCUCCUUGGUGCAGGUUAACUGCUGGGAGCCCCCCAAGACCCCCUCCUGUGAGUAGGUCCCUGUUUUAGGCACUAGUCAGGAGGUACGAUGUAGUAACGUCAGCCCUGGGCUGCCGGGGGUGGCAGAGGGGCACCAGCGCCCCUCCUUGCUCACAGCCCCGCAGUGUCCAGUCAGAACUCCUCCUGAGACCCCAGCCACCCAGACGGCCCCAUCCUUCCUAACACUGGCAAUAAACCCUCAACUGUGACUCAGCCUG
This is a messenger RNA of Equus quagga, 2580 nucleotides long. It is a transcript of the gene CSDC2, whose product is annotated as cold shock domain containing C2. Bases 327 to 788 code for a protein of 153 amino acids. Lineage: Eukaryota; Metazoa; Chordata; Mammalia; Perissodactyla; Equidae. Gene Ontology annotation, cellular component: cytoplasm. The transcript is spliced from 4 exons. Gene Ontology annotation, biological process: regulation of mRNA stability. Gene Ontology annotation, molecular function: mRNA 3'-UTR binding. The record is from RefSeq and is a predicted model, not a curated record.